Chaetomium fimeti is the source of this 1172-nucleotide messenger RNA. RefSeq names its product Shr3 amino acid permease chaperone. The record is from RefSeq and is a predicted model, not a curated record. The transcript has 2 exons. Gene Ontology annotation, biological process: endoplasmic reticulum to Golgi vesicle-mediated transport. NCBI's taxonomy places the organism in Eukaryota, Fungi, Ascomycota, Sordariomycetes, Sordariales, Chaetomiaceae. The coding region runs from base 1 to 690 and encodes 229 amino acids. Gene Ontology annotation, cellular component: endoplasmic reticulum membrane.
AUGCCCACCCAGUGGGUAGACUGGUCGAAAACGACCCGGUCGCAAGACUACCGCGGCUCAGGCUCGUUCGCGACCUUUCUCAUCAUCGGCCCGGUCUGUUUCGCCCUCGGCAUCCUCUUCGCCUCCUUCCCCUACGACUUCCCGCUCCUCUGGACGUCCGACCCCAUCCCGCCCCCCUUCCUCGACCACCUGGAAACCCACCUCCGCCUCAUGCACCAAUCGCCCCCCCUCAUCGCCCGCAUGCUGCACAUCAUCGUCUUCGUCGGCUUCUUGGGGUUCUUCAUCAAGCUGUUCCGCCCGUCCGAGGCCAACAUCCUGUUCGACGGCGGCAGCCUGAUGCUGUACGUCAUCGGCGCGGGCGUGUACCUGAGCAAUAUCGUCAAGGGGAUGAGGGCGGUCAGCCAGCCGGGCGGGUUGGCCGCCGCGGAGGCUGCUGCUGCUGCCGCUGGGGGGGCGGCGCCGUCGUCGCAUGUGGGUCCCGUGAGUGGGGCGGUGAUGUUGGGUCGGGAGGAUAGCCUGCGCGUGCUGAGCGCGAGCCAUGUGAUUCUGGCGUUGGUUUUGGUGGGGGUGUUGGUGCUGCAGGCCGGGCAGUGGUAUGCGGAGCGGAAGGAGGCGGAUGAGGUGGCUCAGUUGGAUAGGGAGGCGGCGGACCGGAAGGGGGCGGCUGGCGCGGGGAAGAAGAAGUUGUGAUGAUAAGAUGCCGGGGAGGGCUCAGCUCGGUAAAAGGUUGGAUUUUGGGUCGUGUGUGAAUAGAUGGACAGGUUGUUCAGAUAUUUCGAUAAAACUGUUGUCUCCUUGUUGAAUCCAUGGGUGCGGCUGCCACACAUUCCAGCGGCUCCGCAACUACAUAUCUCAGCCAAUGUUCCUGAGGCGUGUGUUUGGACAACUCAAAAACGAGCAAGCAAGUUGGUUGUGAUAAGGUUGAUUAAAAUAUGUACGGCUCGAAAACCCAAAGUUGGCAGUCUAAUACCGGGGUAUAAUGUUCCAUCCUUCUAUAACCCCAGCGAGACCACGCUGAUGCCGAGUAUGAUGCGCGUCUCCCUUUAUCCAGCCCAAGACGCCCCUCCGAUCCAAAAAGAACUCCAUAUCCAUGCGAUAUCAAAAAGGGUGGUAUACCACUCAAGAAAAUAGGAAAGCACCGCGCCGCCACCAAAUUCGGCAUUAAUUCAACC